AUGGACCAGUCUCCAGAACCAACCUCCGUCUACCGCGUCUUCGGUCCUACAACCACUGUAACCGGCAUAGCCGCUGCUGCAGAUGCCAAUGUGCGCUCGGAGAAAAAAACGCCCUUAGCACAAGCUUAUCUGCCUGUCCAACAAUCACACGUUGGCCGGUUUGGCAAAGGUAUCGACUCCGAGAGGUCCAAGACGACCCAAAAGGUGGAACCUGGCAAACUCCUGUGGCCCCCCUCAUUCAUCUCACUCAUUCGCAAAGUUUCCUUCAAAUUGAUUCCAUCGCUUCGAAACUCGAAAGUCACAUCAUCCAGGUGGGCUUACAAUAUCGCGUCUCGAUGA
Messenger RNA from Colletotrichum tamarilloi, 339 nucleotides. RefSeq lists its product as uncharacterized. Bases 1 to 339 code for a protein of 112 amino acids. The transcript has a single exon. The record is from RefSeq and is a predicted model, not a curated record. NCBI's taxonomy places the organism in Eukaryota, Fungi, Ascomycota, Sordariomycetes, Glomerellales, Glomerellaceae.